AUGUUUGUGUUUUAACUCCAUCAUUUAAAAAUACUUAUGAUUGCCAAAUUUAUCGUUCUAGUUGUAUUAUAAGUAAUACAGGUUUAGGAUGUGUUACUCUUCCAAUUAAAUGAGAAAUAUUUAGUAGAUAGAGCUUCUUAAAUUACUAUUGAAGGAUAAUUUGUGGUUGGAUGGAUCUUCUUGUAUUUCAAAUCUUAUUUAACUGCUUCAAAAUGCUUACAACUGCUUUAUGAUGCGAAGAAUACCUCUCAUUAUGUUUUGCUUAUAAUUCAGCUAUUGUAGAUGCAAAAUCAAUUAUAUAAGGAUGUCAAGAUUUACAUAUGUUUUGUGCAUCAAGAAAGCGUAAAAAAAUUGUGAAAUAACAAGUGCUGGAUAUCCAACUUGCACGUGAAUAUUCUUAGUCAACUAAUAUUGAAAAAUCUUUUGCAGCAGCUAAUAAUAAUUGAACAACUAAAUAAAAAAAAUAAUUUUAAUUUAUUAUUUGUUAAAACUAUUUAAGCAUUUGCACAAAAACUAAUACUUAGGGUAUUUGCAUUAGAACUUAAUAACCUUGCAUUUCAAAUAACUUUUAAGAUGGAUGCUUGA
Paramecium sonneborni is the source of this 585-nucleotide messenger RNA. The record is from the annotation of a GenBank genome assembly. NCBI's taxonomy places the organism in Eukaryota, Ciliophora, Oligohymenophorea, Peniculida, Parameciidae.